Molecule: messenger RNA, 1051 nt
Organism: Vigna angularis (adzuki bean)
Lineage: Eukaryota; Viridiplantae; Streptophyta; Magnoliopsida; Fabales; Fabaceae
Product: polyubiquitin-like
Exons: 2
Coding region: 59-1051 (330 amino acids)
Biological process (GO): protein ubiquitination; translation; modification-dependent protein catabolic process
Cellular component (GO): nucleus; ribosome; cytoplasm
Molecular function (GO): ubiquitin protein ligase binding; structural constituent of ribosome; protein tag activity
Source: RefSeq, a predicted model, not a curated record
CUUCAAUUUUCAUUUCCUCAGCACGAACCCUGGGUCGAAACCCUAGCUCUCAGCAGCGAUGCAGAUAUUCGUGAAAACCCUUACGGGGAAGACAAUCACCCUUGAGGUGGAGUCUUCUGACACCAUUGAUAAUGUCAAGGCCAAGAUCCAGGACAAGGAGGGCAUCCCACCAGAUCAGCAGCGUCUCAUCUUCGCAGGAAAGCAGCUUGAGGACGGUCGCACCCUCGCCGACUACAACAUCCAGAAAGAGUCCACUCUCCACCUCGUCCUCCGUCUCCGCGGUGGCGCUAAGAAGCGCAAGAAGAAGACCUAUACCAAGCCUAAGAAGAUCAAGCACAAGCACAAGAAGGUGAAGCUCGCUGUCUUGCAGUUCUAUAAGGUUGACGAUUCCGGAAAGGUGCAGAGGCUCCGCAAGGAGUGCCCCAACGCUGAGUGCGGUGCUGGAACCUUCAUGGCUAACCAUUUUGAUCGCCACUACUGCGGCAAGUGCGGUCUCACUUAUGUAUACCAGAAGGCGGAUGCCACCCUCCAUAUCAUUCUUUCUCCUUUUAGUCAGAAACCCUUGGAAACCCUAGCAGCUGCAAUGCAGAUAUUCGUGAAAACCCUUACGGGGAAGACAAUCACCCUUGAGGUGGAGUCUUCUGACACCAUUGACAAUGUCAAGGCCAAGAUCCAGGACAAGGAGGGCAUCCCACCAGAUCAGCAACGUCUCAUCUUCGCAGGAAAACAGCUCGAGGACGGUCGCACCCUCGCCGACUACAACAUCCAGAAAGAGUCCACUCUCCACCUCGUCCUCCGUCUCCGCGGUGGCGCCAAGAAGCGCAAGAAGAAGACCUAUACCAAACCUAAGAAGAUCAAGCACAAGCACAAGAAGGUGAAGCUCGCUGUCUUGCAGUUCUAUAAGGUUGACGAUUCCGGAAAGGUGCAGAGGCUUCGCAAGGAGUGCCCCAACGCUGAGUGCGGUGCUGGAACCUUCAUGGCUAACCAUUUUGAUCGCCACUACUGCGGCAAGUGCGGUCUCACUUAUGUAUACCAGAAGGCGGAUGCCUAA